Messenger RNA from Pistacia vera, 561 nucleotides. RefSeq names its product late embryogenesis abundant protein At1g64065-like. Bases 1 to 561 code for a protein of 186 amino acids. The record is from RefSeq and is a predicted model, not a curated record. NCBI's taxonomy places the organism in Eukaryota, Viridiplantae, Streptophyta, Magnoliopsida, Sapindales, Anacardiaceae. The transcript has a single exon.
AUGGCCAAUGCCAAAACUUCCCGAAAAGGUCUCAAAAUAUGCGGUAUCGUGACAGCAAUUUUCAUAGCUAUACUAGUGAUUGUUAUCACAACAUUGUCACUUACCAUCUUCAAGCCUAAGGAUCCUGACAUCACUGCAAACCCAGUAGGUCUGAGAAAUAUUUCAUUCUCUUCACUAAAUGUUACAAUAGACAUGAUGGUCACCAUUGACAAUCGUAACUAUGGAAGCUUCAAGUUCCAGAACUCCACAGCUUAUAUCAACUACCGUGGAGAUAUUGUAGCUGAAGUUCCACUUGAAGAGGAAUUAGUGCCUGCGCGAGGCAAGAUUAAUAUAACUACUUCUGCAGUUAUUGAGGCGGAAAAGUUAAUAACAAAUCCUAACUUUUGGAAUGAUGUUGAAGCUGGAAGCUUGAAUAUGACCUCAACAGCCACGUUGCAUGGGCAAGUGAAAGUGUUUAAGAUCUUCAAGCUGCAUGCAAGGACUGUUAGUAUCUGUAGCAUCACUAUUUGGAUCGACACCCAGAGUCUGGAAUCUAAAUGCAGGUCCAAAAUCAAGUUAUAA